CACAUUCUCUUCUGCAAAAGCUAGGUUCCCUGAUUAAUUCGUAGUGAGUGGAAGUGUAGCGCGCUCAGGGAGUAAGUCCGUAUUUUUGUGCCGACGGAAGAGAGCACCAAAUUUUGGCAAAAUGAACACCGUUUUAUCCCGAGCGAACACAAUAUUUGCCUUUACGCUCAGCGUCCUGGCAGCUCUCACGUUUUGUUGUUUUCUGACGACGGCUUUCGACGGCAGUGUUGCCCCAUUUUACGUGGAGACAUCGAAACAUCUGGUAAAGAACGCAUACAACCAAAAUGGAGAAAAGGUGGACCGUGGCCACAUCACCUUUGACCUGACCUCUGACCUGGACCCUCUGUUUAACUGGAACACCAAGCAGCUGUUUCUUUACCUCAUGGUGGAGUAUGAGACACUACAAAAUAAACUUAACCAGGUAGUGCUGUGGGAUAAGAUCAUUGUCCGAGGAGGCAAAGCUAAUCUGGACCUCAAGAAUGUCAACCUGAAAUAUCCAUUUUACGACGACGGUAGUGGUUUAAAAGGUCACGAAAACAUCACAAUGACGCUGAAUUGGAAUGUCAUUCCAGGAGCCGGGUUGCUGCCAAGGAUCACAGGCGAUGGCAAACAUGUGUUUGCGUUCCCCAAUGAGUACAGUACCAAGAGAAUAUAAAGAAACCUCAUGAAUUUUCUUCACCGAAUUUUACAACCUGUGCCAAGAUUUCACGAGGUGCCUUGUUGGAGUGUUUAUCUUUGAUCCUGUGCAGUAUUUACAAGUGUAUGUUGGCGCACCUGUGGACAAUUUUCUUGUAUCAUCCAUUACUCUGCACUCCAACAUGGAUUCUCGGGAAACACCUCCAUGGCCUUGUGUGAAGGACUUGGCUACAGUUACAGCCAGCUCUAACACUUGAAUGUAUGAAGGUAACUGGCUUGUGCCUGCCGCUUCUCUCCAUGGACCUGUUUGCUGUUGCUGGUUUAUGAUUCAGACCUCAGCCUGUCACACACCGAAUGCUUAAAUUAUGUUGGAAGCAAUGUGUAUUAUUCAAAACGGUUUCUUUGUGAAAGCAAGGUGUAGGCCUACAUGUUUUAUUUUACCUCAGAGGACAGAACAUAAAGGGAACAAAGUUGCUUCCCUGCCCUUCAGUAGUGGUCAGCAGUGUGGUAGUCGAGUCUUUCAUAAGUCCCUGCAAGCCCAUUACAAGUCAUGCAGUCUUAAGCCAAGUCACAGUGUGCAAGCAUUCCUUUGUCCAUGUCCACCCUGUUACUUAUGACUGGCCUCGUGAAAGGACUUGUGAUGGACUCGACUAACGAUAGUCAGUCUUUUUCACUGUCUGGGAUCGUACAGUCCAGUCGGAGGGUUAGUGGGCAAAAAUCCAGUGUAGUUGUCGAGUUCAUUCCAAGUCCCCGCAAGGCCAUCACAAGUCAUCCAGUCUUAAAGUCAUAGGCUAUCUAAAUGAACUGUAACAGAGGUAUUCCUUUGUCAUUCUUCACCCCGCUACUUGCGACUGGACUUGUGAAGGGACGAACAGGGUGUGUGGCAGACUACAGCACCCCAGAAGCCAUGCCAAAAUUUAAACCGUACAUGUUCGUGUUGAAUAAAUGCAUGUGAAGGACAGUUUUGAGUUAGCCAGCUAAGACGUUUUUUCAUCUGUUUCUGUAAUUGAGGGUUGCUCAGAUAAUGCAUUUAACUCUCCACAGUAUUUUUAAAAUGGAUGCAGAUAAACAUUACAUUUGUACAGAAUGUGCAGAGAGUAAAAAUAAAAUUGUGAUGUUUUGGAAUGGAAAAUGAGAACAGCAUAUUAGUUUUCGUUUGAAUUGAAUGCAGUGAAAGAUUUGUCACUCAUGGUCCAGGAAAGAGACCCUCGGAUAAUUGUACUGUCCUUUUAGAACAACGUAAGGAACUUAAAUUUUUAAGAGCACUUUGCAUACCUUCUUGUUUUAGAGUUUCUCGACUGUGGAUGUUUUUUCUGUUCUUUGGUCUUGAGGGGAAAAGUUUUCAUGUUUUAAUUGCAUUUUUGUGGAGGGGUGGAAAUUGUGGUUGGAAAUUCACAUCAUAAAUGCUGACAUAAAUUAGUUAUGGUGUUGCGGAUGUACAUUUCAUGACUCCUGUUUUCAUUUAAUCAUUUUAUUCAGUCAAGGUACUGUAUUAUAUCCAUAAAGCAUGGCGUCAGCCUUGUUUGGUGGCUUUAAAUUUACAGUGCAAUUGAUUUAUACCAGUACUUGCCUCACCCUUGUCCAUGGUGUCGUUUUGGUUAAGGUUGGCACUCGCAAUCUGUGGUUAUGUACAAAUCAGGCACAAGACUUGGGCUUUGCCCCCCCCCCCAAAGAAGAGGAAACACUUCAAGUAACCGGCUCAGUGAGUUGGUAACUUGGGUUGAGUAAGUACGAUAUACCAUGUGUCAAAUUGAAUGCUGUUGCACUUUCGGGAGAAGGCGCUGGAUGUAGUAAUCCAAUGCGCAUAUUAAACAUUGGCAACCAUGGCAACCUC
Messenger RNA from Acanthaster planci (crown-of-thorns starfish), 2470 nucleotides. It is a transcript of the gene spcs3, whose product is annotated as signal peptidase complex subunit 3. Gene Ontology annotation, biological process: protein targeting to ER. NCBI's taxonomy places the organism in Eukaryota, Metazoa, Echinodermata, Asteroidea, Valvatida, Acanthasteridae. The record is from RefSeq and is a predicted model, not a curated record. Gene Ontology annotation, cellular component: signal peptidase complex; membrane.